UCCUUGUACCCGCCAAAACCCGAGGCAGUCAUAAGAACCCCAGGAGCAGCAGCAACAAGCCCAAAUCACUGAACAAACACAACUGUGCCCAAUGCUGGCAGUUGUAGUGGCGCAUCAGCUGAAGGGCAGCAGACUGGACGAGGAGCCGGAACUUUUAUUCGGAGCCAGAGUCACAACUGGACAAAGCGCCAUCAACAACAACAGUACUUGGCCGGAUGUGAACCUGGAAGGCUGGUGGUCACGUGGCACGGAAUCUGGGCGGAAAUAGAAUAAUCAUGUGUUUUGCGGGCGGAAGUUUUGCUGUCAGUGAAGAAUAGCUGCUGCUGAUCCGGAGAAUUAGUAAGCGGAGUCAUUAUCUGGCUGCUAGAUCAGGACCCACCCAACCAUGGAUAACUCUGGGAAGGAAAAGGAGGCUCUGCAGCUCCUGGCUGAGGCUGACAAGAAGGUGAAGUCAUCCCAGUCAUUCUUUUCAGGGCUCUUUGGUGGUUCCUCAAAAAUGGAAGAAGCAUGUGAACUUUAUGGUCGGGCUGCCAACAUGUUUAAGAUGGCCAAGAACUGGAGUGCUGCUGGCAAUGCCUUCUGCCAGGCUGCCCAGAUCCACCUUCAGGUUCAAAGCAAGCAUGAUGCAGCCACUAACUUUGUGGAUGCUGGAAAUGCAUUCAAGAAAUCUGACCCCCAGGAGGCGAUUAACUGUCUGCUUCGAGCAAUAGAGAUCUACACUGACAUGGGAAGAUUUACCAUUGCCGCCAAACAUCACAUUUCCAUAGCAGAGAUCUACGAGUCAGAGCUGGUUGACAUAGAGAAGGCAAUAGCACAUUAUGAGCAAGCAGCAGACUACUACAAGGGAGAGGAAUCCAACAGUUCAGCCAACAAGUGUUUGUUAAAAGUCGCUACCUAUGCUGCACAGCUGGAGCAAUAUCAGAAAGCUGUUGAAAUUUAUGAGCAGGUUGGUACCAAUGCCAUGGACAGCCCACUUUUGAAAUACAGCGCCAAAGAUUAUUUUUUCAAAGCUGCCCUUUGCCAUUUCUGCAUCGACAUGCUCAAUGCCAAGUUGGCACUCCAGAAAUAUGAGGAAAUGUUCCCAGCUUUCACUGAUUCAAGGGAAUGCAAAUUAGUUAAGAAGCUCCUCGAUGCUCAUGAAGAGCAAAGUGUGGACAGUUACACAGAUGCGGUGAAAGAAUAUGACUCAAUCUCCCGCUUGGACCAGUGGCUGACGACCAUGCUGUUGCGUGUAAAAAAGACCAUCCAGGGAGAAGAGGAGGAUUUACGUUAAUUCUUAAGGAGGGAUGGCUUUCCUCUAGAUGGAACCAACUGGAGGAAUAUGGGGAGGGGGAGGAGGGGCACAGCUUAUAUCCUAUUUACUAUUACUACCCAACUUUCCGGCAAUGCAAGUUCCCACACCCUACCUAUGUGCUGUGCAUUGUGGCCUGCUGUUGAUGCUGUCUGGUUCCAAGCACAGUUGUGGAGUGAUGAAUGAAAGAGUUUUUAAAUCAUGAUCAGCCAGAAUUACAUGUGUAUAAAAGUACAUAUUUUAGCAAUUCACCAAACAUCCACAACUACAUUGCAUGUGUUAGUAUGUAGUGAGUGCCAUAAACGUAUUGGCUGUUAGCUGUACUACAUUAUCUGCUUCCACCCAGAAAGCACUUCGUUCCAGCUGGAACUUUCUGGGGGGUUUGGGAAAAGGCUUAUUUAAAAGCAUUGCAUGGAUUUUAGGAGGUGUGGUGCAAUUUAACCCCUGUUACUAAUAUGACUCAUUGUUUUCUUUUUCAUAGAUUUGUUAAUGAGGGAGUAAAAUGGAAGAGCAUUUUUAACCCUUCUAACUUUCUUAACGCAAUGGCACCAAGAUGAUACAUCUCUGGAGAUUUAAUUCUCUGGGUGGGGGAUAGUGUAAAUAGGAAAUGCGGCAAUAGUUCCUUGUCCUGCAUAGUGACAGGUGUGUAUUGCACUGCAAGGCCUUUGAUUUGUGCCCUGUCGCUAAACAUUUUCCAUUUACACUCAAUGAAGGUUAGAUUUUUCCAUUUCCAAAUUGCUAUAGAGCCAAACGCUGCAAAUCUCCCUGUGUGCCAUUAGCCUUAUUGUGCAGAGUAGUCUCACUUGUGCUGUAUUUUCCAUACUUUCUACUCCCUGUCCUGCUGCUAGAUAUUUUUCUAGUUAUUUGUAUAGUAUGCCUGCACAAUGUUUCUCCUGUUUAAAUUUGAUAGAUAAUUUAAAGUAUCGAUACUGGCAGAAGUUAACACUCUUAGUUUGUGCCACAGAAAACAUUUUUUUUUUAGAACAUAAAUGCUCUGAAAUACAAAAGCUUUACUACCCCAUUAACUACACCUUGACCAAAUGGAUUGGUUUCUGCCUCCUCCUCCCUCCUUUUUAUGGUUUGCAUUAAUUUGAGUAUGAAUCGGUAUAGCUAAUUCUACCAAAACAAAAUUUACUGCAUCUUGGCAAUGCGGGAUGUAUAACUAUAAAUACACUGCUAUUUAUUUAUCUUAAGAGCUUAGAAAAGAUAUGUAUCCAGAGUUAAAAGUUUAUAUCUGUACAAUUGAUCCUUUAUUAAAUAACUAAUUAGCAGUCUUCUCCAACGCUGUAGCAUCUAACUAAUGUCUCCUCUAAGUAGAUUGCAGUAGAAGCUGUCCUGUUAAAUAUUAUUUGCCGCUGCCUUGUGCAUUUACAUCCAACAAAACAUAGGGCUGGUAAAGAAAAUAGCAGAGGUAUCAGGUGACAGCUUUAGAGAGUAAUUUAAUGUUAAAUGAUAGGUUAUUCUUAAUUUGCUACUUAUUGGCACUUUCUACCUUUACAUAUCACUAAAUGUUCUGUCUAGAUUAUUUGUUUUGCCUCCUGAACAGGCUGUAUUUUAGUUAUGUUGUAUCCAAGCCUCUAUUGUAUUGUGAACCAUCUCAUCACACAGCUAAACUGAUAAAUAAAGCGAAUGAGUUAUUAACCA
Xenopus laevis (African clawed frog) is the source of this 2935-nucleotide messenger RNA. It is a transcript of the gene napb.S, whose product is annotated as NSF attachment protein beta S homeolog. NCBI's taxonomy places the organism in Eukaryota, Metazoa, Chordata, Amphibia, Anura, Pipidae. The record is from RefSeq and is a predicted model, not a curated record. The transcript has 13 exons. Gene Ontology annotation, molecular function: soluble NSF attachment protein activity. The coding region runs from base 386 to 1273 and encodes 295 amino acids. Gene Ontology annotation, cellular component: membrane; vacuolar membrane; synaptobrevin 2-SNAP-25-syntaxin-1a complex. Gene Ontology annotation, biological process: regulation of synaptic vesicle priming; SNARE complex disassembly; synaptic transmission, glutamatergic.